Hydractinia symbiolongicarpus is the source of this 1567-nucleotide messenger RNA. RefSeq lists its product as uncharacterized. The record is from RefSeq and is a predicted model, not a curated record. Lineage: Eukaryota; Metazoa; Cnidaria; Hydrozoa; Anthoathecata; Hydractiniidae. The transcript has 3 exons. Bases 874 to 1236 code for a protein of 120 amino acids.
UUCUCUUCGUUUCUUUGCAAAUGCGGGGGCAGUCGUAUGUACUUGCAUUUGACAAGCUCCGCGAACUGUUCCCGCGUCAUUUGCUUGUCGGCAUAAGCGCUGGUUUGAAAAAAACCAACGGUAGAUUCCAUAUUUUUCGCAUCAAAAAAUAACUACUGAAAAAUCUAAGUAUAAACAAACGAACUUUAUUUUUAAUAUAUUUCCACAAUUGAUUUAAAGUUUAUGAUUUUUUAAAAAAGAACUUUGAUUUUAUUAAAACAAAGGAUACUGUAUCCCUCAGGACCAGUGUUAGCCAUGACGCAUAAUUGAACUAAAUUUGUCAGCAAAUGCUCUUUUGAAAAUUUUCAAACCACAAAUGCAUGAAUAAAAAAUACAAUUACCUCUGAUAUUGGAUUAGGGACAUGGAUUUGCUUUGAGAAUUUAAAAUUUUUUUGUCGUUUAUAUUGUUAAUAACUAAAAUCUGAGAACUUAUGAUGUCAUAAGUAAUUUUUUGAAAAAUGCUGACGUUACAUUUCUACGUUCUAUUAAAGAUGAUAUUACUUUUAAGCUACGAAACUUUACAAAUGUUAAGAUAUUAAACUAUGCUUACUACCUUAUUAAAUCAUCAAUGAUGAUGCCAAAAGGUCAGAUGGAAAAUUUUGAAGCUAAAUAUCUCAAGAACGAAAAACGAUUUUUAAAAAUUAAAAGACUUGAUAAAGAACUUUUUAUCCUCUUAAACAUACAAAAAUAUCAUUUUCAAUGUAGGAAUCCCCCCUGUAGGAAAAACCUCGAAAAUACAAACGCCUUUACACAUCCAAAGUUGAAUAUCCGUUCGGACCUUGACGGAAUGACGCAAAAUUAGUUUAUCCUCGCCAGGACGUAUGCAGGGCGCAGAUGCAAACACGUAUCUGUAAAUCAUGUUGUUAUACAAGAAAACCAAAGGAGCAUAAAAAAGGAGAAAAUAACUUUAUAAGCUUAUUUCAAUAUAUACAGGUUAAAAACUUUAAUCAAUGCCAGUUACCUCAACAAAAAAGGAGAAUUGAAGAAUUUUGUCUAAUGGGAUCCGGCGGCCGUGUAAAGUCUUCAAGUAGGGUGACACACCGGUGCGACCGCCAAGCAACUUCUUCUUUGUUUAAAAAGAUUAAGUUAUUAUGCCAAAUCAAUAGCAACCUACGCGAGUGGGUGGACCUGCUUCACUACUGUUACUUUCGUCGAUACAAAUUAGCCAUCACCAGCCCCUACGUAUCCCCACCCUAACCGACUGUUGACGAACCACCCUCGGGCGGUAGAAGAAUAUUGUAUACAACAGAAGUAUUCAGGCAAAAUGUCAGUUUAUUUUUCGUUUCAGUAUUGAAUGAAACAGUUAAAAUAGUUAUACCCGUAGUUUACUUAAAAGUUUGUUACACGCGAAAUAAUUUAUUUAUUUACAAUAAUUUUAUAUACAACAUUAAUUUAUAUAAAUAUGUUCUCCACCUCAGUGCUUAAAAACACCAUACUAAAUGCACAGGUCACAAAAAAUGUGGAAAAUAUAACGGGUAAAAAAGUAAAUGCAAAGCGAAAAAAUAAACCUAUUUACGAUCAUCUUUAA